UUCCCUCUCUUGCGCACGCGCUCCGGCGCCGCAGAUUAAAAAGCGAAGAGCGCCGGUGCGGCCCGGGGUUGGCGAAGGGCCACAGAGUGUCGCGGAGUCGGUCCCGGCCCCUGCGCGUGCACCGCCUCCUCCCCAGCCUCAGAGUAGGGUCCGAGCGCCGAGGCUGCGGCGGUAGGCUUGUCAUGGCCACCCCCGGAACCGCCGAGGAACAGCAGCCUCUGCUGGGAGAGCAGGGCCCAGGGAGCAGCCAGUGGGAUAUCGUAGAAACUGAAGAGCAUUAUAGGAGCCGGUGGCGUUCCAUUCGCAUCCUGUAUCUCACUAUGUUUCUCAGUAGUGUGGAUUGAUCCCACAGCCGAUGCCAGUUUUUUGGGUUGGAUUAUUGCUUCUUACAGUCUUGGCCAAAUGGUAGCUUCACCUAUAUUUGGCAUAUGGUCUAAUUUUAGGCCAAGGAAAGAACCUCUUGUGAUCUCAAUCUUCAUUUCAGUGGCAGCCAACUGCCUCUACGCCUAUGUCCACCUCCCUCUCUCCCACAAUAAAUACUACAUGUUGGCUGCUCGUGGGCUUGUGGGAUUUGGAGCAGGAAAUGUAGCAGUAGUUAGAUCUUACAUUGCUGGUGCUACUUCCCUUCAAGAAAGAACCGGCGCCAUGGCCAACACCAGCGCUGCUCAGGCCUUGGGCUUUAUCCUGGGUCCAGUUUUUCAGACAUGUUUUGCUCUGAUUGGAGAGAAGGGCGUGACGUGGCAAGCCAUUGAUCUCCAGCUGAACAUGUACACAGCCCCGGUUCUACUCGGCGCCCUUUUGGGAGUCCUCAAUAUUGUCUUGAUCUUUGCUCUAUUAAGGGAACAUCGUGUGGAUGAUUCAGGAAGACAGUGUAAAAGCGUUAAUUUUGAUGAAGCAAGCACAGACGAAGUUCAGGACCCCCAGGAGAGCGUUGACCAGAUUGCUGUUGUCGCCACCAACAUUCUUUUCUUCAUUAUCCUGUUCAUCUUUGCUCUUUUUGAAACCAUUGCGACUCCACUAACAAUGGACAUGUAUGCUUGGACCAGGGAACAAGCUGUUCUGUAUAAUGGAAUAAUUCUUGCUGCUCUUGGAGUGGAAGCAGUCAUUGUUUUCAUGGGAAUUAAAGUCCUUUCCAAAAAAACCGGAGAGCGCGUGCUUCUGCUUGGAGGAUUCAUAAUUGUCUUAAUCGGAUUCUUUAUCUUGUUACCUUGGGGAAAUCAGUUUCCAAAAAUACAGUGGAAAGAUUUACAUAAUAACUCCAUUCCUCAUGAGUCAUCUGGACAAAGAGUUCUCUAUUUUUGGAAGUUAUCAACAGGAAAUUCCAGUGAAGCUCCAACUGGCUGCCCAAUGGAGCAGUCCUGGUGUCUCUCUACCCCAGUGAUUCACCUGGCCCAGUUCCUCGUUGCUGCCAUACUAAUAGGGAUGGGCUAUCCAGCCUGCAAUGUUAUGUCCUAUACCUUGUACUCAAAAAUUUUGGGGCCAAAACCUCAGGGCAUCUAUAUGGGCUGGCUAACAGCUUCUGGAAGUGGAGCCAGGAUUCUCGGACCAGUGUUUGUUAGCCAAACGUAUACUUACCUAGGGCCGCGAUGGUCAUUUAGCUUAGUCUGUGGGAUGGUUUUAUUAACUAUCAUGCUUUUGGGAGCAGUUUAUAAGAGACUUAUUGCUUUUUCUAUAAGGCAUGGAAGGGUCCAAGAGGAAGCUUAGGAGAGUUGAGGUGAAGAGUUACCUGAUUUAUGGGACCACCUCACCACAGGCCAUUUCAAGGUUGCUGGGAGAGUGAGAGCUUGGUUUCCAGAAAACCAGGUGAUUUUCCUGAAGGCUCAGUCAAUGUUCUGUGUCUUGUGACAUGUAUUAAACACAGGCUAAAUUCUGCCCCCCUUGCUUUGUACCAUAGGGCAAACUAACCGUUUUUAGACUAUAACCUUCCUCUGUACAAGGUGAAACAAAGGUUCUCUCUCACCUGAACUAGUGAACAGACAGCAAUAUGUACAUGCUUGGCAACUUUCUCCCAUUGUGAGCUGCGCCUGCUUUACUAAAUCAGCUUUGAAUCAGGCUUACGCUUAUGUCGGAGAACAAAAAUGCAGAGACGAUUACAGUGUGAGUCAGAUGGGCUAUAGCUCCAAUUUUCAUACCACAAGAAAUUCAGAAAUGUGUAUGCAACAAUUAUGUUCUUGUCACGCCCAAGUCUUCUUGACCCUGUUUGGGGUUUUCUUGGCAGAGAUACUGGAGUAGUCUGCCAUUUCCUUCUCCAUUUCAUUUAACAGAUGAGGAAAAUGAGGCAAACAGGGUUAAGUGACUUGCCCGGGGUCACACAGCCAGGAAGUGUUUGAGGCCACAUUUGAAUUCAGGAAGAUGAGUCUUCUGGACUCCAGGUCCAGCUCUCUGUGCACUAUGGCACCAUCUGGUUGCCUGUAUUAUACAUUAUACUGUAGGGCCACUCUUGGGUCAAGACCCCCUUGGUUCAAGUCCCAUCUCUGGCGAAUCCUGGCUGUGUAUCUCUGGGCAGGCCUCUUAACUUCCAGUGCCCCAGACAACUCUCCUUGUUAAGAAUGACUACGAAUGCAGAAUAAGUGCCCAUCUGCCUUAGCAGAGGAAGUUUCCUCCUUGGUACUUCCUGACACCAGACACUAUCUGUCUGUCCCCCUGCCUCCAAUAGUACAUGUUGUAAACCAUCUUACAGAUUUACCUGUGUGUCUUUCAUCUACCCAGCCCUUCCUCAAAGUCCCAACAGCAUGCAAAGUACUAUGUCAGGUGCUAAGGGAGGCACAGUUGGUAGGAGCACCCCAGCCUCGAAGCUCUUUCUUAGUAAGAGAGGUGGCACAGACGACCAGGCCCACAUAGAGUAAGUGAUAGAGAGAAAGCCAGCAAGAGAGCCUGUAAAGAAGGGCUUGUAGGGCCUGUCACUUCUGGACACAGAGAAUCAGGGAAGGCUUCAUGUAAGAAAUGGCGUUUGGGCUCACUUGGAGAGUGGUCAGAUUUCAGCUCCAGAGGCAGAAGUGGGGGCACUUAUGGAAGAGCAGGGCCCCAAGUGGGCAUCAGGAGAGUGUCGGCAUUAAGAAUAUGAGUUUGCUUUCUGACCAGAUUGAGAAGGGAGAGAAUUUAGAACUGAAAAUAAGACAAUUGAAUUUUUUCUUUUUUUUUUUUAAUAUUUUUUUAUUUUUAGUUUACCACACAUGGUUCUGCGUAAUUUUGAGAUCCAGAUUUUCUCCGCUCCCUCUCCCCUCCCUCCCCAAGACGGCAUGGAAGCUCAUAUAACUACCAUGUAUAACUUUGCAUUGAAUUAAUUUAUACACUAGUCAAGUUGUAGAGAAUAAUAAGAAUACUGUAAGGAUUUUUUGGAACCAAGUUGUAGAGGGCUGUGACUGCCAGGCCAAGGAGCCUAGAAUUUAUUUGGUAAACAGGGACCCAAGGUCCCUUUAAAGGCUUCCUUAAUUGAAAUCCACUCCCAGGCAAAGACAGAAAUACCGUUGGAUUUCAUUUCUUAUGAAGUUAUUUGUUUCCUUUCAUUACUAAUGAACAAUUUACUUAGUAUAGAUACACUUAUAUCUGCACGUACAGAAAAGAAAUUUAAGAGAACAAAGUUGUUGACACGAUAAAACUCUGAUUGAAUGCUCUGAGCCUCUAUUUAAACCUGAAGGAAGGUUAGUGUUUUAGCACCUGCAUCUCUCAGGAGGGGGCAGAGGGAAGAGAACAGUGAUCAGGUUAUAAUUAUCAUAAUUUGGAGCAGAAUAAUCUUAGUAGAUGAGAGACGUUUGGGAGAAGUGCAAAGUCCUCGUGGUUCAGACUCUUAAUUCUAUUGGUCUGUCUGUGUUUACCCUGCCUGAGCUACACUACCUAAGUAAACAUUUCUACCUCCACAGUAAAGAGCCAUUUUCAAAGGAUCUGAAUAGCAUGUGUGGGCUUGAGAAGAACACUAGGUGCUGGAAAUGAAGGUUCAUUGACAGAGUGCAAAAGAACCUUCAAAUGAUUUUCCUAAGCCAGUUUUCUCCUAUGAGCCCUGAGUGUUUUUACUGCUAGUUGUGAUGCUAUGAUUUGCACUUUAACUGUACCGAGUUCAACUUGAUUUCUCGUAGCUAAUUCUUUCGUGUGAUAAGUGAAGUUGUUAAUAUUGGCUUAGUUUGCAGAUUUCUUUACUCGGGGCUGUUUUCACUACCCAUUGUGCUUCCCACAUCAGGAUCUCCCUUCAGCUAGGUAGAUAGACCACAUUGGGGCCACUCGAUUGGGUUCACUCACCCAUGCCAUCUGGCAUGCUGCAGAUGCCAUAGGCUUCCCCAGCUUGGGCAGUGACUAAUUCUAGAAGAAGAAUCCACCCCUUAGUGCUUGAAGUGGCCAUGGAGAGAACAAGGGAGCUUGAGGAAGAGCAGUGAGUGUAAAUGUAAGGAUUAUACUAGAUCUUAGCUGUGACACAAGCCUGUCCAGUACAGGAUUUGGAAUUGCCCAGUCCUACCUUGCUCCUGCAUUGAAGGGCAUCACUUUCUCAGAGGGGCUUAUUGGACCAGGUGUUUUCAGUAAGCACUAAAUAAUCAUUUACUGUGUACCCCAAACUAUGAUGCCGCAAGAAACAUAGGCUUUGCUCUCCAAAAAUUCACAUUCUGUUGAGUAUCCUCACCAAGUGAUAGUUUGGGGGCUGGGGAAUAGCUGAUAAAGGGUAAACUGCAAUGUUUUUUGGACUAAAACAAUUGAAAUAUCUUGUGUUUCAAACUAAAAGUCACACGUAGGCUCAUCAGUUAACCACCAGGGCCUCUCUGGUACGUACCUAGCUUUACGUAUUGUUGAGUCAUUUUUAGUUGCGUCCAACUCUUCAGUGACCCCAUUUGGAGUUUUCUUGGCAAAGUACUGGAGUGGUUUGCAGUCUCCCUGUCCAACUUAUUUCACAGAUGGGGAAACUGAGGCAAACAGG
Messenger RNA from Trichosurus vulpecula (common brushtail), 4900 nucleotides. It is a transcript of the gene MFSD8, whose product is annotated as major facilitator superfamily domain containing 8. The transcript is spliced from 11 exons. Gene Ontology annotation, cellular component: lysosomal membrane. The record is from RefSeq and is a predicted model, not a curated record. Bases 403 to 1704 code for a protein of 433 amino acids. Gene Ontology annotation, biological process: transmembrane transport. NCBI's taxonomy places the organism in Eukaryota, Metazoa, Chordata, Mammalia, Diprotodontia, Phalangeridae. Gene Ontology annotation, molecular function: transmembrane transporter activity.